Molecule: messenger RNA, 231 nt
Organism: Candidula unifasciata
Lineage: Eukaryota; Metazoa; Mollusca; Gastropoda; Stylommatophora; Geomitridae
Source: the annotation of a GenBank genome assembly
AUGAGCAAAGCACAUCCACCAGAGUUGAAAAAAUACAUGGAGAAGGUUCUGACAUUGAAGCUCAAUGGUAACCGUAAGGUGACAGGUACCCUACGUGGAUUCGAUCCAUUCAUGAACCUUGUUGUUGAUGACUCAGUUGAAGAGACCAAGACUGGAGAGAAGAGGAAUAUAGGCAUGGUGGUUAUCCGGGGCAACAGUGUAGUUCUUCUGGAGUCGCAGGAACGAGUUUGA